Molecule: messenger RNA, 1834 nt
Organism: Drosophila kikkawai
Lineage: Eukaryota; Metazoa; Arthropoda; Insecta; Diptera; Drosophilidae
Gene: Fitm
Product: acyl-coenzyme A diphosphatase Fitm
Biological process (GO): lipid storage; lipid droplet organization; phospholipid biosynthetic process
Cellular component (GO): endoplasmic reticulum membrane
Molecular function (GO): coenzyme A diphosphatase activity
Source: RefSeq, a predicted model, not a curated record
CUGUUCUAUUUUUUACUGGGCGCAACACGUACAUUUUGGCCAAAAUAAAAAGUACAAAAUCACCGUCGGGAACAAAGAAGGGGUUGAGAAAAUCCCGGGAAAAAUCAGCCGAGACUGUUGGCCUAGGGAAUGGUAACAGUGUCAGACAGGUGCAGCUCAGCAUAACCAAAAACGGCAGCGCAACAACAACGCAGUUUCCAUCUGGCCUGCUUUAUUUUCGGCACCCAGCGAGAUGGCCACCAAGCGGCGACCCCUGCGACCCAAUCUAGGCUCUAAUCCCAGCUCCCCGUCCGGCUCGAAUAUGAACUUCAGACCCGGAGGGCCUGACAUCACCCGGGCAGAGGCGCGCGGCACGAGACCCACGGCGGCGCCCACCAGCAUCCGAGAGAUCCUGGUCAUGGGUGUGAUCCACCUGUGCAAGAAGACCAUAUUCUUCAACACGGACCUCAAGGUGGCCUUGUAUCUGGGCAGCCUGUUCGUGAUCUCCGUGAUCGGGGACUUUGUGCCCUUCCCGAAGACCUACUUUGCGCGUUCGGACAACCUGUUCAACAUGUACUUCGUUAAGGUGGGCUGGGGUUGGACCCUGCUCUUCGCAGUGCCCUUUUUGGUGCUGUCCGCAUAUACCAUUACCUGCGGCGAUCAUAAAAAGAUGCUGCGCCACCAUUUCCCGCGCAUAGUCAUCGCCACUUUCUUCUGGUUCUUCUGGACGAAGCUCUUCAACGUGGUGGAGACCUCCUACGGGCGCUGCACUACCAAGGGCUACCAGAGCAAGUCCAGCUGCCUGAAGGCCGGGCACUUGUGGCAGGGCUUCGACAUAUCCGGUCACGCCUUUAUCCUGAUCCACUCCAGCCUGGUGCUCAUCGAGGAGGCGCGCCCCAUCAUCCGCUGGGAGACGAUAAAGGAGCAUAUACGGAACGAGCUGCACAACCGCAGUUCCGCUGAGGCUUCGGGCACGAAUCCGCUGCGCACUCUCAACGAGGAGCAGAUGCGCAGCCUGCAGUUUCUGUACAAGCGCCUGACGCCCAUCAUCCGGACCCUGUUCAUCGGGAUGGCGGCGCUGCAGCUGCUGUGGGACAUCAUGCUGGUGGGCACCAUGCUGUACUACCACCGCAUGAUCGAGAAGGUGAUCAGCGGCAUUAUUGCGAUCCUUACCUGGUAUUUCACCUACCGCUUUUGGUAUCCCACGCCCGGUUUGUUGCCGGAGGCGCCUGGCAAUGGCAGCUUUAGCUACCAGCGCGAAAUACCCACGUUCCCCUUCAAGCGACCCUCGCAUUUAUCAACGCCAGCCGGGGGCACCAGCGCCGGGGCCAGCACCUCCAGGGCGAACCUCAACGGCAAGUCGGCGUCUACGACGAGCGUGCCGAGGGAUCAGCAGAUACCCACGUUCAUGGGCAUGCCGCUGUUCACGAACGCUAAGGCGGCCAGUGCAGCGGCCAAUCUGCUGCAGGCCGAGCAGAACAAGCGGGACAGGGACCAGCAGCAGCUGGACAGCUGAGCAGAGUUAUUGGAACUCCGCGGCAGCCACAGCCAUCAAGCAUAGCAGGAAUUGACAAGCAUAAGGUGACGGAUUGGAAUUUUUACCAAAUUUUUUUGUAUAUUCAGCGACGAUGAAAUGAUGAUAAAACGAUGAUAUUACUAAGCAGCUCGAGGCUGGCACUGGUUCGCGUUCUGCUCCUCAUCCUCCUCCUCCUCCUUACCAUCACACCCCAGGAUCGUAUCGGAUCUCGGGAUCCCGGACCCAGCAUCCUUCAUCGGCAGCGCGUAGCUUUAAGCGUUCUUAUGUUCGUGUGUUUAUAUGUGCCCAACUUUAACAGUAAAAGGAUUUGUUAACAAA